UGGUACUGUAUGUGUUUGUGUGUAUGUGGCGUCGUAUGGAGAUAUUUUUAAGUGGAUUUGAAUUUCGCGAGAAGUCAGCUUUGUUAUUAUAGAGACAAGACAUUCCAGACAACUUUCGUAAACGGAUUAUAACAUGUAUGCGCAGUGUAUGGAGAGACUUAAAUGAACAGAACGAAAUUGAAUUUUGUUAAAGAGUGAGUGCAUCUCAGUGCUGCAAACAAUCUCAAAAAGAGACUGUCGAUGUAAUAUACAGGUGAAGUGAUAGUUCUGAGGCAUUGUAUUUGUGAAUAAUUUGUUAACAAGGAGGGUCCUGGAUGACGGAGAACGAUAAUGUGAACGGCUGUGUAAAGGAUAGCAGACAACAUAUCAGGAUGUUUAACCACGAUUAUGAGAAACGACUGGUGUGGAUACCUAAAGGAAAUGAGAAAUCAACUAGAAGUCCACUCAGUCCACCUAAUAGUGCAAGUACACCAUUCACACCCCCUGAUUCUGCCCUAUCACCAUACAAAUGCUUUCAGCCAGGUAUGGGUGUUUCAUGUGGUCCUGACCGGUUCAUCCCACACAGAGCAACAAACAACUGGCAGAUUAAAUUUUCCAUGAUUUCCGUAAGUCAGGAUAAUACUGUUCGUACAGGGGCAAUUCCAAAAAAAGCAACCCGUGAAACUGGUGAAACAGGUAGAGAUGCUGUUGCGUACUCAUGCCUAUUGAAGAAUGAGCUUCUAGGUUGCAACAUAGAAGAUGUUAAAGGCCAGUCAGAGGAAAGGAGAACCUCAGUACCACAAGAAGGGAGAAAUCUGUUUCAUUAUUCUCCACCAUCUCAGAAGUCAGUAUCCAGCAGCGAUACAUCAGCUUUAUCUGCCUACUCAUUAUCACCUGUAAGUGCCAAGAGUCAAAAGUUGCUGAGGUCACCCCGUAAAGCUACAAGAAAAAUUUCAAGGAUCCCGUUUAAGGUUCUGGAUGCUCCAGAGUUGCAGGAUGACUUCUAUCUCAAUCUAGUUGACUGGUCUUCGCAAAAUGUACUAAGUGUUGGGCUCGGUAGCUGUGUUUACCUAUGGUCUGCCUGUACAAGCCAAGUUACAAGACUGUGUGACCUUACGGGUGAUGGAAACUCUGUAACAUCUGUGGCCUGGAAUGAAAGGGGUAAUCUGGUAGCUGUUGGCACCCAUCAUGGAUAUGUUCAAGUGUGGGAUGUCAGUCUUAACAAACAAGUUAACAAGAUGCAGGGACAUUCUGCUAGAGUUGGUGCUCUUGCGUGGAAUGGUGACAUCCUCUCUUCUGGUAGCAGAGAUAGACUGAUACUGCAACGUGAUGUGCGUACCCCUGGAGUUGUAGCAGAGAAAAAGCUUGUAGGGCAUAGGCAGGAGGUCUGUGGUCUAAAGUGGUCACCUGAUAAUCAGUACCUGGCAUCAGGAGGUAAUGAUAACCGACUAUAUGUUUGGAAUCUACAUUCCUUAACUCCAGUUCAGACAUACACUGAGCAUCUUGCUGCUGUAAAAGCAAUUGCAUGGUCACCACAUCAUCAUGGCUUGCUGGCAAGUGGUGGUGGCACAGCUGACCGAUGCAUUAGAUUUUGGAAUACUCUUACUGGACAGCCAAUGCAGUGUGUGGACACUGGUUCCCAAGUCUGCAACUUAGCCUGGUCAAAACAUUCCUCUGAACUGGUUAGUACCCAUGGCUAUUCCCAGAAUCAGAUACUAGUCUGGAAAUACCCAAGCCUUACACAAGUUGCAAAACUAACAGGACAUUCAUAUAGAGUAUUAUAUUUAGCAAUGUCUCCAGAUGGUGAAGCAAUUGUUACUGGUGCUGGAGACGAAACAUUGAGGUUUUGGAAUGUUUUCAGCAAAGCAAGAUCACAAAAGAGAUGGGGCGGGCAGCACAAAACUGCUCUGUGUGGCGUAGGAUGGAGUUUUGACAGAUUCGUCAUCAGGUAGAUUUGAAGCGUGAAAGCUUUGGAAAAUAAAUCAGUUCUGAACCUGUACGCAAGCAUACGAUAACUGCAAACUGGCCAGCUCUUGGUUUAAAUGCAGACAUUCAACAUAUUAAGUUCAGAAACAAAGAGUUGUUGAAUGUAAAAUUGUAUAUUAUUCUGAGUUUGUGGUUUCUGCGUGCCUCUGUGUGUGUGUGUGUGUGUGUGUGUGUGUGUGUGUGUGUGUGUGUGUGUGUGUGUGUGUGCACACACUUGAAUGUGUGCAUGUUUAUUAAAUGUGAUAUGUGUAGUAAAUAUGUUAUAUUGAAUUACGUCUCUGUAAAGCUAUUAAUUUACUAAAUAUAAAUUGUUACAUAUGUAAUAGGAAUGUCUUACAUAUGUGGAACGUGAAAUGUAGUAUAACUUACAUUGCAGUUUAAUUUGCUCUUCUGUAUUAUAUUGAUUUCCUCGGGAAAAGAAUCCCUGCUCUGAUUUUUACAAGAGCAGUAUAAUAGCUGUGAAUGGACAUUAUAAGCUUCAGUGUCAAUGUAUAAAUCCAGUAUUUACAAUGUAAAACUCAAAAAGAUGGUGAGUGCCACAUUGUAUAACAUUGCUAAAUUGUUAUAAAAAGAAAAAGCGCCCCCCGCCCCCCCCCCCCCACCUUCUCCCUCUCUCUCUCUCUCUCUCUCUCUCUCUCUCUCUGUGUGUGUGUGUGUGUGUGUGUGUGUGUGUGUGUGUGAGAAAUUUAUACACAUGGUGUACAACACUUGAAAAUAAGCUGAUACGUAAAACGUAUGUUGAUGUACUGUAUGUGGAAUUAAUGCUUAUUAUAUGAAAUGAUAUUGCCAUUGUAUGUAUGAUAUUCUUGCUGCGCAAAGGUUUUGGUUGUUAACUGAUUUAUUGUAGACGUCUUUCCUGUUGAAAUUGUGAAUUUUAUUUUGUUGAACAUUUCACAUAAUUAUUGUUGUUAUAAACAUGAAAGUCUGAGUCUUUUGUACUGUUCUGUUACUUUUUGCAUGUAUGUAUUUUUUUGUGUGUGUGUUCUUCUUAUUGUAAAUUUUGAAAGUUGUAGUGUGUGUUCACAUUGUCAUGUAAUAAAUUUUUUGUGAGCUUGACUAAAGACCUUUAUAUUGAUGUAUAGAUCGCUAUAUUAGUCUUGCCAGUCUUAUAGUUUGAAAAUUAGUAAUUGUUAUACAAGGGCUGUUUAGAAAUUAACUUAAGUUUUUCUGCUGCACAAUGAGAGAACGUGCUAGUGUCCCCAUCUUAGUUUCGGGGCAUCUACUGAAUCAUUAUGUAUCAUGUGAUUGUUUGUGGUGCAUGUUGCCUCUACUUUGUUCACUGUGAAUGUUUAAAAUGUGUGUUGCAGUAGAAAAUCCUGCAAGUUAUGAAGUGCGAUCAGUGAUUAGUUUUUUAUUUGCCAAUAAAACCGAUUGGAAUGUAUCAGGAACUUUGUACGAUGUAUGGAAAUGAUGUAAUUAGUGAAGCCAGAGUGAGACAGUAGUGCAUCAUGUUUAACAGUCGCACACUAGUGUUUUCAGGGAAGCACGAAGUGAUAAGCCAAGCAUUGUCAAGGCUGAACUGGUGGAGGAAAUCAGUGUAAAGAUAUGGAAAAAAAUUGUGAAACAUUAAAAAAAGUGGGGGAGAGUGAUACAAAACAAGCAUUGAGGAAAAUUGCAUUAAAAGGUUUUUCUUUCCAUCUGUGACAAUGAAUAACUAUACUCAACCAUUUGAACUCAACAGAUCUUGGAUGGUUUUGUUAUGGGAGCAUGAUGGUCAUUCACAGUUCAGUUUGGACCUUCAUCUGAGUGAUUUUCACUUGUUCCACACAUGAGGACCUGGGCCGCAACACGGCACUUCAGCAAUGAUGAGAAACUGCAUGCAACCAUGCAUGCAUGGUUGAACCCUCAGUAGGCAAGAUUCUAUGAUGGAAUUAACAACAUAGUGAAUCGUUGUGAUGUCUUACUAUAUAUAGAGAUUACGUUGAAAAAUAGCUGAAUAGUUUGACUUUCAAAUGUAUAUUAUAAUAUGUGUUUCAUUUGAUUUUUUUUAUUCUGAAAUGGUCAUUCACAGUUCAGU
This is a messenger RNA of Schistocerca serialis cubense, 3982 nucleotides long. RefSeq names its product fizzy-related protein homolog. Lineage: Eukaryota; Metazoa; Arthropoda; Insecta; Orthoptera; Acrididae. The transcript is spliced from 12 exons. The record is from RefSeq and is a predicted model, not a curated record. Bases 315 to 1931 code for a protein of 538 amino acids. Gene Ontology annotation, cellular component: anaphase-promoting complex. Gene Ontology annotation, biological process: positive regulation of ubiquitin protein ligase activity; anaphase-promoting complex-dependent catabolic process; positive regulation of anaphase-promoting complex-dependent catabolic process. Gene Ontology annotation, molecular function: protein binding; anaphase-promoting complex binding; ubiquitin ligase activator activity.